AUGGCAAACGUGAAAGAAACCAAAUCAGCUGAAACUCAAACAAGCAGUGAUGAAAUACAAAGACAUACACGUGAUGAGAAUGGGGCACUUUUUGUUGAUCGCUGUCCUCUUCUAUUUGGAAAAAUCCUCGCCUUUCUGAGGACGAAACGCAUCCGGCUAAAUGGGGUUGAUAUUGAUGAUAUGCUAAAUGAAGCCGAUUUCUACGGCGUUCAACCUUUAAUGGAUCGACUUAAAGUAUGCAAGCAGCUAAAAAGCUCAACGUGUGGAAACUUAGCGUUCUGUGGUAUAAAACCACCAAUGGAAAACAACUUUCCCAUUAAUGAUUGGACUGAUACGGAAGCUUUGGCGCCAAGGUCCAGAAAUGAAGAAGUUUUAGCACUUUGUGCUACAGAUAAAUGGAUAGCUGUUGCAUACGCAUCAAAAAUAGCCUGUUACUCAACUCGGCAAUUCAGCGGCGAGGCUUGUCCGAAUAAUACAUUUGUGACUUGGCUGCAGCCAAUUCCUGAUGGCAAACCUUCUUUCCUCGCUCUUAAGAUUUUAAAACAGUCAUCGCGAGAAGAAAGGUCAGAACAAUUGAUAGUUGCAUGUGUGACUAACAAUGGGAUCUUCAGGCUGGAGGACAAUAAGAUAAUACUGACUGAUCUUUAUCAUGAUCAAGAAAAUGACGCGAUCACAGCUUUGAAUGUUCGAUUGGCGACAAGCAACAACGUUAUUGAUCUGGGUGCUAUGGAAAACCAGUUUUACUUCGAGAUAGCCUAUGGAACUGCUAGUGGCCGAGUCAAAUUGAUUUCAGAACAUGCUGAAACGAUAGGACAAGGACCCCAGCUUCUAUUUAGUUUCGCAGUCCAUAGAUCUCCUGUGAUUAAAAUCCUUCUUGCUGAAAAUCAUUUGAUCUCAAAUUGUGCCGAUAACCAUGUCAGAUGCUGGCAAGUCAGCAGGUUUAGAGGACUCCUGUCUAAAAACCCUCUACCGAUGCCUUUGACUAGUUUCAAGAUGUUGCACCUGGAGCCAAAUUUUUCGAGUCACGAUUACGUCGCGGCUAACCCUAUAGGCCCUCAUAUGUUGUCAGGUUCUCAAGUUUGGUAUCUACAAAAAAUAACACCCAAGGCGACGGAAAUGUUUGUUAUUUCGGCAAUGACCGGAGAAUGCGUGCAUAAGAUAGAAUCGGUUGAUAGUAGUCCGAUAAACUGUUUUUCCAUUACGGAAGAGUGGCGACGAGUUGGAGAUCCUACUCAGUAUGUUUUCACUGGACAUAAAAAUGGGACCAUACAAGUAUGGAAUCUGGCGGCGAUGAGACCUAAUACGAGCCAUAACAAUGUAUAUAACCCAAUUGGAGACCCGUAA
Molecule: messenger RNA, 1344 nt
Organism: Symsagittifera roscoffensis
Lineage: Eukaryota; Metazoa; Xenacoelomorpha; Acoela; Convolutidae
Product: BTB/POZ domain-containing protein KCTD3-like
Biological process (GO): protein homooligomerization
Molecular function (GO): protein binding
Source: RefSeq, a predicted model, not a curated record